AUGGUAUCACGUUCCUCAGUCCACACUUGUGCAGGAAGCUGCAGCCAGAUCCGCACUGGAACCCUGUUUUGCAACCAAUAUGACAAUGAGGUCACUGUUUGGAGCCCUCAGGGAAGGAUUCAUCCAAUUGAGUAGGCAGUGGAAGUUGUCAAACAAGAUUCAGCCACAGCUGGUUUGAAAUCAAAACCCCAUGCCGUGUUGGUUGCAUUGAAGAGAGCACAGUCAGAGCUUGUAACUCAUCAGAAAGAAAUUCUCCAUGUGGACAAGCAUAUCGGUAUGUCAGUUACAGGACUUACUGCCGAUGCUAGACUGUUCUGUAAUGUUAUGUUCCAGGAGCAUUUGGAUUCCAGAUUUGUAUUUGACACACCUCUUCCUGGGUCUCAUCUUGUAUCUCUAAUUGGAGGCAAGACCCAGACACCAACACAACAAUAUGGCCAGAGACCAUAUGGUGUUGGACUGCUUAUUGCUGGUUAUGAUGAUAUGGGCCCUCACAUUUUCCAUACCUGUCCAUCUGCUGACUAUUUUGACUGUAGAGUCCUGUCCAUUGGAGCCCGUUCUCUCUCAGCUUGUACUUACCUGGAGAGACACAUCUCUGGGUUUAUGGAAUGCAAUUUGAAUGAACUGGUUAAACGUGUUCUGCAUGUCUUACAAGGGACACUUCCUGCAGAACAGGACCUAACUACAAAGAAUGUUUCCAUUGGAAUUGUUGGUAAAAACUUGGGAGUUUAUGAUGAUGAUGAUGACGUAUCUGAUGAUGAUGAUGUAUCUCCAUUCCUGGAAGGUCUUGAAGAAAGACCACAGAGAAGGGCACAGCCUGCUCAACCUGCUGAUGAACCUGCAGAAAGGGCUGAUGAACUGAAGCAACAUUAAGUCAUAAACCAGUCUAUAUGCUUAUUAUCAAGCCUGUAAGAAUGCAGGAACACUACUGGUGAUUAUAAUCUAUACUGUGAACCAAAAGAUGCGGGGUCGUCCUAUGGUAUGUUUCGGGAAUCAGUCCAUGUGUGUUUUUUCCCAAGCAACUUGUCUGAAAUCAUAUAAUGGUGUGUGCAUUUUUCUUUGACAGGCUCUAUACCAUCAUUUUCUAGAAAGUAUAGUUAUCUGUACUAAUGUUUUUAUAUGAAGAACAUAGUGUCUUUGUGGUUUUAAAGACAACUGUGAGGGGGCACCUGGGUGGCUCAG
Molecule: messenger RNA, 1179 nt
Organism: Mustela erminea (ermine)
Lineage: Eukaryota; Metazoa; Chordata; Mammalia; Carnivora; Mustelidae
Product: proteasome subunit alpha type-1-like
Exons: 2
Cellular component (GO): proteasome core complex; nucleus; proteasome core complex, alpha-subunit complex
Source: RefSeq, a predicted model, not a curated record